Anopheles nili is the source of this 1628-nucleotide messenger RNA. RefSeq names its product myc-associated zinc finger protein-like. The record is from RefSeq and is a predicted model, not a curated record. Gene Ontology annotation, cellular component: nucleus. The coding region runs from base 1 to 1128 and encodes 375 amino acids. Gene Ontology annotation, molecular function: zinc ion binding. The transcript is spliced from 2 exons. NCBI's taxonomy places the organism in Eukaryota, Metazoa, Arthropoda, Insecta, Diptera, Culicidae.
AUGGAGCAUGGCACGUUUGCUCAAGAUUUUUUCUGCCGAUUGUGCGCAUCGGAAGGAGUUGUAAUACACCCUCUCUUCCCACCGGGAGACGACGACCCGAAGGAUGAGCUGGUGCGAAUGAUAGAGGUGCUGACGUCGGUACACCUUGUGCAAACGAGUGAUGCCGGAGCCGUGAUAUGCGAUAAAUGCUUGCAGAUGUUAGACUUGUUCUGCAGAUUCCGUGAGGAAUGUCUGCGUCAAGAUGUGCUCAUACGCAGCAAACGUACGCUGCUUGCCGAGGAGCUGGAAAUGCAACGUCAGCAGUUACAUCAGCUACAGGAACAGCUAUUACUUAGGCAGCAGCAGGAAGUGUCCCAGCUGCAACUCGUUCCGUUGCUAAAACAGGAAACCGACGAAGGAGAGACUGAUAGUAUACAACAGGUGAUAGCAGAAGGCUCAGAAGAGAUCGUGUGUACCCCAACCACGCCACUGUUUAUAGCUACAGACGCCUGCCAGAAUGAGUACGAGGAACAGAACAAAUACCAUCAGAUUCUAGUCACGGAGAACACCACGGCUGAGGUUGAACCGAUUCUGCACCAAUACGUUGGUACGCAUGAGGCCAUACAAACUUCCGAUCUCAACGGUGGAUCCUAUACAACGCCUGGUAUAGCGAUGUUUUCCCAGAUGGAUACACUAUCGUUUUCGGUACAAGUAGACGAAACGUCACUGGAAGGUACACCAGCUACCGUCAGUGGAACGGUAGUAUGUAAUACGGGUCACUCUUCGCCGAGUGUGGCUCGUCGGAGAAAACGAAUGGCCAAACCGAACUUCAAAAAACCACCGCCUGCAUGUGACCAUUGUCAGGAGAACUUUGCUACUUAUUACGAGUUCCAUCAGCACAUGAACCAGCAUCACGCCUGGGACAAAACCAGUCGAUGCUCGCUGGCCUGCGAUCCCUGCCAGAUGCGGUUCACAAAGUCCUACAACCUGAAACGCCAUAUGUAUGAAGUCCACGGUGAGCAACCAUUGGGUCUAACGGUGAUCGCGUGCGAGGACUGUGGCAAGCGAUUCCUGCGUAACGACAUGCUGGAACGACACGUCGCCAAAGUUCACCGGAACAAGAAAAAAGUAAAAGUCAUUGCCAUAUAAAUGCCAUGAUUAGGUUUUCUCGAAUGUAAGAGCAUGUACUUUAAAUUGUCCAUUGGUAUGCGAUAAGCAUUUCUCAUUAGUACUAGCGGGUUGCAAAGUAGAAGGCAGGGACUAGUAUAUAGCCACUGUACAAAGGGAAACAAGCAUUUCAAACGCCACAUCGAAGUGUGAUCAGCAGAAGUAUUGAUUUUGUUAAUUUCAAAGAAUUUACAUCAUCGUCCAUCUCAACACCCAAGGGCAGCAUCUCUCCGGAACGCCACCGAAAUACGAAAAUGUCCAUCGUCGGCAGUAAAGAUUUAUCGAAACAACGGAUGUUUUUCUUCAGAAUGUUUGAAACAAUUUAAUUUAGAUGAAAAUUUCGUUUGAUAUACGAAUAGCAUUAAAAAGUAACCGGAGUUCAUGACAGUAUUAAAGCGAAUCAAAAGAAUCAGUCGGGUUUGGGCAUGAAAAGCAUUUAAAAUUAUUUGAAUAAAAUCAUUCCUAAUAUUCCUUGUCGCAUC